AUGGCUUCAUCACCUUGUCUCUAUCUACUACUUAUUGUGCUCUCUCUUUGGGCAAUUCCAUGUCUCUCUUACACUUCCUUCAUAUUUGGGGACUCCCUCGCGGAUGUCGGGAACAACGACUAUCUCCUCACCCUCUCCAGAGCCGACUCGCCGCCUUAUGGCAUCGACUUUACUCCUUCCGGUGGGCGGCCUACUGGAAGAUUCACGAACGGUCGAACUAUUUCAGACAUUAUUGGUGAAGCUCUAGGGGACAGCUCCUUCCCUCCACCCUACUUAGCUCCCAAUGCUGCUGAAAACAGCAAACACAGAGGGAUCAACUUUGCUUCUGGCGCUUCUGGAAUACUAGAUGAGACUGGUUCUUUAUUUCUUGAAAGAAUACCACUGGGGCAGCAGAUCAACUACUUUGAGGAGGCCAGAAACCACAUGGUGGAAAAGAUGGGAGAGAAUCACACAUCUGAGUUCUUAAGAAAAGCAGUGUUCUCCAUAGCAUCAGGGUCUAAUGAUAUUUUGAACUAUCUCGAACCCUCCAUACCCUUUCUGGGAAGAGAUAAGAUGCAUGCCUCUGUUCUCCAGGAUACCAUGGUUUCCAACUUGACCACAUAUCUCAAGCGUUUACAUGAGCUCGGGGCCAGGAAAUUCGUAGUGGUGGACGUCGGACCUCUCGGUUGCAUACCGUACGUUCGCGCCCUUAAGUUGGUUUCGAAAGGAAGGUGCUCACCAACCGCGAACAAGCUGGUCCAAGGCUACAACACGAAAUUGAGAAGAGGAAUUUACGAGCUAAAUCGAGAGAUGGGACCAGAAACCAUGUUUAUUUACGCGAAUUCGUAUGACAUUGUAAUAGAUUUAAUGCGUAAUAGUCGCCAAUACGGUUUUGUGAAUGCAAAUGACCCCUGCUGUGGAGGCAGCUUCCCUCCAUUUCUAUGCUUCAGAGGUGUCGAUGCCACCGAAAGCUCUUUUCUUUGCGAAAAUCGCACAGAGUAUGUGUUCUGGGAUGCAUACCAUCCUACAGAAGCUACCAACUUAUUAAUUGCCAGUAGAUUUCUGGAUGGGGAUGCGAGUGCUGCGUUUCCCGUUAAUGUUCGCAAAUUAUACGAAGCAUGA
Molecule: messenger RNA, 1101 nt
Organism: Ananas comosus (pineapple)
Lineage: Eukaryota; Viridiplantae; Streptophyta; Magnoliopsida; Poales; Bromeliaceae
Product: GDSL esterase/lipase At5g41890
Exons: 5
Coding region: 1-1101 (366 amino acids)
Molecular function (GO): hydrolase activity, acting on ester bonds
Source: RefSeq, a predicted model, not a curated record